This is a messenger RNA of Aspergillus caelatus, 882 nucleotides long. RefSeq names its product NAD(P)-dependent oxidoreductase. Lineage: Eukaryota; Fungi; Ascomycota; Eurotiomycetes; Eurotiales; Aspergillaceae. Gene Ontology annotation, molecular function: NADP binding; oxidoreductase activity, acting on the CH-OH group of donors, NAD or NADP as acceptor. The coding region runs from base 1 to 882 and encodes 293 amino acids. The transcript has a single exon. The record is from RefSeq and is a predicted model, not a curated record.
AUGUCUAAGCACAUAAGCAUAUUCGGACUCGGAGCCAUGGGAACGGCCCUCGCAGCCAAGUACCUCGAACAUGGCUACAGAACAACCGUUUGGAAUCGAACCUCUGCAAAGGCAACUCCGCUCGUUCAGCAGGGUGCCCAGCUAGCCUCUACAAUCUCGGAGGGGUUAAACGCCAGCGACCUCAUCAUUAUGUGCCUCCUUAACAAUCAAGCUGUCGAGGGCAUUCUACGGGAUGCACUUCACGCUUUGCCCAGUAAGACUAUUGUCAAUCUUACCAAUGGGACGCCAAACCAGGCUCGCAAACUCGCAGAUUUUGUCACCUCCCACGGAGCACACUACAUCCACGGCGGCAUUAUGGCGGUUCCCACCAUGAUUGGCUCUCCGCUCGCUGUCCUGCUUUACAGUGGAGGGCCUUUUGAGCUAUUCGAGAGCAUUGAAAGUCACCUAUCUCUCCUUGGAAUGAGUAAAUUUCUCGGUACCGAUGCAGGGUCUGCCUCUCUGCAUGAUUUAGCUCUGUUGUCGGGAAUGUACGGUCUCUUCUCUGGGUUUCUGCAUGCAGUUGCUCUGGUCAAGUCUGAGAAGGGUACUACCGCUAUCGGGCUAUUGCCGCUUCUGACUCCAUGGUUGUCGGCAAUGAUGGGAUAUCUUAGUUCUAUCGCGAAACAGCUCGACGAGGGUGACUAUGCCACUCAGGGGUCUAACCUGGGAAUGCAAUUGGCCGGAGUAGAAAACAUUCUCAAAGCUGGCGAGGAGCAGGGGGUCUCCUCGCAGAUGAUCCUUCCAAUGAAGGCGUUGAUAGAGAAAGCAGUGGGUGAGGGGCAUGGGGGUGAGGAUCUAUCAGCGCUCAUUAAAUACUUUGAGGUGGAGAAGGUUCUGGAUUAA